This is a messenger RNA of Magnolia sinica, 3483 nucleotides long. Its product is annotated as putative disease resistance protein RGA3. Gene Ontology annotation, molecular function: ADP binding. The record is from RefSeq and is a predicted model, not a curated record. The transcript has a single exon. Lineage: Eukaryota; Viridiplantae; Streptophyta; Magnoliopsida; Magnoliales; Magnoliaceae. Gene Ontology annotation, biological process: defense response to other organism. The coding region runs from base 1 to 3483 and encodes 1160 amino acids.
AUGGCAGCGGAAGCAAUUCUCUCUGCUUUUGUUAAAACAGUGUUGGGGAACGUGAAUUCUCUACUUCUGCAAGAGUUUGGAUCAGCGUGGGGUGCCAAGGAAGAGUUGGGGAAGCUCGAGAGCACGUUGUCAACGAUCCAUGCAGUGCUUCAAGAUGCGGAGGAGCAGCAAGUGAAGAACGAGGCAGUAAAGAAUUGGCUAAAGAAGCUUAAGGACGCGACCUAUGUUGCAGAUGACUUGAUAGAUGAGUUUGCAAUAGAAGCUUUACGGCGGAAAGUGAGGACUCGGUCUGCUAAGGUGAAUCGGGUACGCAACUUCAUUUCUUUUCCAAACUCACUUGUAUUUUGCCUGAGGAUGGGGAGUAGGAUAAAGGAAAUUGGGGAGAGAUUAGAUGGGAUUGCAGCGGAGAGGUUGAAGUUCCAUUUGAGAGAGGGAAUUCUAGAUCGGCCAGGCAAUACUGAAGAGAGACUAACAACCGCCUCUUUUGUGAUUGAGUCAGAAGUUUAUGGUAGAAAGAAAGAUAAGGAGAAAAUCGUAGAGUUGUUGAUUCAAGUCAGUACUCAAGAAGAUGUCUCAAUCAUCCCCAUAGUUGGUAUGGGGGGCCUUGGGAAGACCACGCUGGCUCAAUUCGCCUACAAUAACGAGAGGGUAGCGAAGCAUUUCGAGCUGAGAAUGUGGGUUUGUGUGUCGGAUGACUUUGAUGUGAGGAGGCUAACAAAAACAAUUUUAGAGUCUGCUACCGAUGGGAAACAUGAUCUCCUAGAAUUGGAUUUACUGCAGCGUCGCCUCCAAGAAAAGCUACAUGGGAAGAAGUUUUUACUUGUGUUGGAUGACGUGUGGGAUGAAAAUCCUGAGAACUGGGAUCAGUUGAAACAAUUUCUCAGAGGAGGUGCAAGGGGUAGUAAAAUCAUAGUGACUACCCGUAGUGAAAAAGUUGCUUCGAUCAUGGGCACUCUCCCUCCACACCAUUUGCCAAGACUAUCAGAGGAUGAUUGUUUGUCUCUGUUCAUGCAGCGAGCGUUUGGGCAUGGAAGACAAGAACCUCCAAACCUUGUAAUGCAUGCAAAGGAAAUUGUAAAGAAGUGUGGGGGCGUCCCUUUGGCAGCGAAGGCAUUGGGUGGCUUGAUGCGCUUUAAAACAGAUGAAAGAGAGUGGCUGUUUGUAAAAGAAAGUGAAAUUUGGAAUUUAUCUGAAGAAGAGAAUGGCAUUUUACCUGCUCUGAAGUUUAGUUAUUAUCAUCUUCCAUCACAUUUGAAGCAAUGCUUUGCAUACUGCUCAAUAUUUCCAAAAGAUCAUAUAAUCGUUAAGAAGAAACUAAUCCUAUUAUGGAUGGCGGAAGGUUUCAUUCAAGCAUCUGAUGGAAGUAAACAAAUGGAAGAUAUCGGUGGAGAGUAUUUCAAUAAUCUACUGUGGCGGUCCUUCUUUCAGGAUGUUGAGAAAGAUGAAGAUGGGAAUAUAUUAUGGUGCAAGAUGCAUGACCUUGUGCAUGAUCUUGCAUGCUCUGUUGCAGGGAACGAAUGUUCAGUUGUGCAGGUGAAGAAUGCAGUGAGUAUCCCCGACAUAUAUCCCUGUUUGUUCAUGUUGGGUGAGUAUUAUGAAUGGGUCCUAACAGUCCCAAAGGCCUCAAGGAAAGCAAACCAUUUGCGAACACUGCUUCUGGAUGGAAGACAGACUUUCCGCGUCCCUCGUAAUCUUUUAACAAAUUUCAUGUGCUUAAGGGUGUUAGAUUUAAGUUUUGCGUGUGUCACUACGGAGAUGUUGGUUUCAAUUGGCAGGUUGAAACACUUAAGAUACCUCGACCUGUCUUAUACUAAAAUACGAGCCCUCCCUGAAUCCAUUAGUACCCUUCACCAUUUGCAAACUUUAAGACUCUUGGGGUCUAAUGAUCUUGCAGAAUUACCCAGGGACAUGAGCAAAAUGACUAGCCUAAGACAUCUUGAAAUAGAUGCGUAUAAUAAUAAAUUGACCCAUAUGCCAGCUAAUAUGGGAGAAUUAAAGUUCCUUCAGAGCUUGUCAAUAUUCGUUGUUGGUAAGGAUAGUGGAUGCGGUAUAAGAGAGCUACAAGGUCUAAACCUUGGAGGAAAAUUGACUAUUCGAAACCUCGAGAAUGUGAUGUGUGCAGCAGAUGCCCGGGAAGCAAACUUGAAGGAUAAGCUGAACCUUUGUGAGUUACGCCUUUCAUGGGGUCAGGAUACUGAUCUUCAGUUGGAAGGAAAUGUCGAGCAAACCCUUGAAGGUCUCCGACCACAUCGAAAUCUCAAAAGGUUGACUGUGGAAGAGUACAUGGGUGUCAGAUUUCCGCAUUGGAUGAGCUCUUCAUUGCUUCCGAAUCUGAUUGAAGUUUCACUGAUUAAUUGCAGAAGAUGCGAACAGCUCCCCCCGCUCAGCCACUUACCAUUCCUGCAGGUUCUUGUGAUACGUGGAAUGGAUGCUGUGAAGUCUAUUGGAAAGCAUUUCUAUGGCGACGAUGUCACAGAGGCAUUCCCAUCAUUGAAACGACUCACCAUCCAAGAUAUGCCUAAUUUAGAGGCGUGGUCAGGAUCUAAUGGAAGAGUACUCCCCUGCCUUAACCGAUUAAAUGUCUGGGGAUGUCCAAAGUUAACAACACUUCCAUGCCUUCCAUCUCUAAAAGAAUUGGAAUUGAAGGAUGGUAAUGAGAUGUUGUUAGGUUCAGUGGCAAACCUUGCUGCUCUAGAGUAUCUGUGUAUUUCGAGCUGCAGUAUGUUGGUAUCUUUGCCAGAGGAGUUACAAAACCUCACCUCUCUCCGUCAGCUGUGGAUUAACUGGUGCAAUGGUCUAACGUCAUUGAGACUACAAGGCUUGAGCUCUCUUCGAAAACUAGUCAUCCAGGGGUGUCACAGCUUAACGAGUUUGAUAGGGGGACUGCGACACCUCACUGCCUUACAUUCCUUGGCCAUUAAUUAUUGUCUGGAGCUGGAAUAUUUACCAGAGGGUAUGCAACACCUUACUUCCCUUCAACGACUCACCAUAUGGAACUGUCAGAAGUUGACAUGUUUGCCGGAAGGGCUACGACAUGUCACAACACUGGAAGCUCUAUCAAUCGAUGGAACGACUCCGCCGGAGUGGAUAGGAAACCUGUCCUCGCUUCGACGUUUGCAGAUUAACGGUUGUGAUAAAUUGACGUGUUUACCAUCAGGGUUGCAACUCCUAACAAACCUCCAACAGCUACAAAUCUGGGGUUGGCCAUGUCUAACAGCUCUGCCGGAGUGGAUAGCAAACCUCUCCUCGCUUCGAUAUUUGGAAAUUGAAUAUUGUCGUAAAUUGGAGUGUUUGCCAUCGGGGUUGCAACUCCUAACAAAUCUGGAACGUCUAAAAAUCCGAGGAUGUCCCCAAUUAGAGAAGCAAUGCGAGAAGGAGAAAGGCGAGGAUUGGCACUACAUAUCACACAUCCCAUACAUUGAAAUUGAAUAUACCAAAUCUCAAUCCCGGAGAGGAGGCGAAUGCUGUGGACGUCUGCUGUAG